Messenger RNA from Cottoperca gobio, 995 nucleotides. Its product is annotated as immunoglobulin lambda-1 light chain-like. Lineage: Eukaryota; Metazoa; Chordata; Actinopteri; Perciformes; Bovichtidae. The record is from RefSeq and is a predicted model, not a curated record. The transcript is spliced from 4 exons. The annotation marks the transcript as partial.
UAUUUAGACACUCUGGAAUCAAUGCUUUUACUUCAGAACAACAUGUGACUUCUUUCACAUCCGGCCGUCGUUACUUUAGUAGGAAGUGAAAAUGUGUGCUGUGUAAAAGGCGUGUUGUCAGACAGCAGCUUGUGUGCAGCAGGGGCUGAUGGGAGGUGUGAGCAGCCGUCACAAACACGUCGUCUCAUCUCACAGCUCGUCCUUGUUUGGCCUCAGCUUCUCCGCAGGUUCACCAGGAGACACCGCGGCACAAAAUGCUUUUCCUCCCAGCUGCUGCUCUGUGCUGUCUGUGUUCAGCGCUGGUUGCCAUGGCAGCAGAUCUGAUUCAGGAUGAUUUAACAUUGACCAGGAGAGUUGGUGGAGAAGUUUCAUUCAGCUGUCGAGACACUGAGCUGUGUGAUGAUCCUUAUGUAGACUGGCUCCAGAAGAGUGACACAGAAACAUUCACAGUGAUUCUGAGUAUUCAUAAGUCUACUGGUAAAGUUAACUCAGGUUACAAUCAUCCUUGGAAAGAUGAUUUCUCAGCUGUGAAGAAACAGAACGUCUUUGAGUUGAAGAUCCAGAAAGUUAAACUCACUCAUUCAGCCACCUACUACUGCUGCUGUAGGAAGUAUGGAUACUGGAUCUUUGGCUCUGGAACUAAACUGUAUGUAACAGAUGAGCAGGUAGUGAAGCCCGUGGUGAGCGUGUACCCAGCAGCAUCCAGAGCCCACCUGGAGGGGAAGAGCUCCCUGCUGUGUCUGGCCUCAGCCAUGUUCCCUCCUCUGGUCCAGUUCUCCUGGAGAAGACGAAAGGAGGACGGUCCUCUGGAGGAACUGCCCCCUGCUGAGGGAGAGCAGCUGGAGCUCAGAGAGUCGGGACGCACCGCCGGCAUCCUGCUGAUCCACCAGCAAGAGAACAGCGCAUAUAAAUACCGCUGCUACGUCCGGCACGAGGGGGGCACAGUGGAGGCCCAAGCAGAACAAGGUGAUGAAGGCUUGGUGACUGUGUUCAGC